AUGACAAUCCAAAAGAAUCUUUUUAGAUUAAUUCUAAAAGAUUUGAAUGAAUCCUCUAUUGGACAAAUAUAUCCUGUAACUGUACCCAUGUUAAUUGAUAAUACUUGGUCUAAGUACUUUAAUGAAACUUAUCAAUUAUAUAAAGAAGCAAAACAUGGUAAUAGAAUAAAGAUGCUUGCUUAUUCUUACCAUUUAGGAUCAUUGGUAUUAGCUUGCCCACAUCAUAAAGAAAUUCAAGUUCAUCCAAAAACUAAAAUUAU
This is a messenger RNA of Racocetra persica, 260 nucleotides long. Lineage: Eukaryota; Fungi; Glomeromycota; Glomeromycetes; Diversisporales; Gigasporaceae. The record is from the annotation of a GenBank genome assembly.